Messenger RNA from Nezara viridula (southern green stink bug), 762 nucleotides. Lineage: Eukaryota; Metazoa; Arthropoda; Insecta; Hemiptera; Pentatomidae. The record is from the annotation of a GenBank genome assembly.
AUGGGUGAACGACAAGUGUUUCCAAGGCAGAUAAAAAGUACACUUCUAUCAAAAGUAUCUGCCAUCUAUAAAACAGACAUUGAAUUAAAAAAAGACAGAAUAGUUAAACCUGUAACCAAAAAAGCUGUUGAACUAUUGAAAAAAGACCUAGCAUUAGAGGAAGAAAACAUGUUUUAUCUUCGCCAUCCUUUCCUUACUAGAGAACAAUCAGCAGGGCAUGCUAGGUACCUGCAAAAAUAUGAAACUAGGUUACAGAAAUAUAGGAACCAGAGAAAUGAGAAAUUUGCUAAGCACAGGACAUUAAAAAAUGAACUGUCUCAUUUAAAAACAAAAGAACAGUGGGAGUUUACUGCUGGUUCUUUGCCCAUUUACAUAGGAUUGGAGUGGUGGAAAGCCAUGUACGCUCUCUUUGCCAAGAGGACGAGAUGUACGACCUGCAACUCCCAGUAUGCCCCACUCUGUCAGAUAUCCGCUAUAAUUCUGAUGGGAUCGGCACAAACACAAGCAAUGGAAUCAUGGUGGAAUUGUAUUGGACUGACAGGAGCCAAAUGGUCUAAUAUCCAACGGCAGAGGUGAUAUCUAAAUAAUAAAAUUAAAAAAAAAAGGUUUAAUUUUAUUUCUGAUGAUAAACCAUAAGCUUGGGUCGAAGUUUUGGCAUCCAUAAUAAAAAUACUAUUUAUCAUCCAACAUAACCUUAAUGGUUAUGCGAACUAUAAUUUAUCCCCAAAUUUGAAAAAGAGAUUUGGUCUAAUAGAUCAAACA